Messenger RNA from Drosophila gunungcola (fruit fly), 1510 nucleotides. It is a transcript of the gene PIG-M, whose product is annotated as GPI mannosyltransferase 1. The transcript has a single exon. Gene Ontology annotation, biological process: GPI anchor biosynthetic process. Gene Ontology annotation, cellular component: glycosylphosphatidylinositol-mannosyltransferase I complex; membrane. Lineage: Eukaryota; Metazoa; Arthropoda; Insecta; Diptera; Drosophilidae. The record is from RefSeq and is a predicted model, not a curated record. Gene Ontology annotation, molecular function: alpha-1,4-mannosyltransferase activity; GPI mannosyltransferase activity. Bases 1 to 1401 code for a protein of 466 amino acids.
AUGUCGCAAUCAAAGAUUACGACUGUGGGAUGGCAGCGACUGGGUGGCCGGAUCCUUCAGACCAGUUUUAAGACCCACAUGCUAAUCUCCGCCUUGCUGCGCCUCGCCUUAAUAUGCUACGGACAACUACACGACAGUCAGUCCGCCGUGCCAUACACAGAUAUAGACUACAAGGUGGUCACGGAUGGAGCGCGCCAGGUGCUGGCGGGCGGCACACCCUUCGCCAGGCACACUUACCGAUACAGCCCGAUUAUGGCCUACCUGCAGACCCUCAACAUUCUGCUGCAUCCGGCGUGGGGAAAGCUUUUGUAUGCCACAUUUGAUCUGCUCAUCGCCACGCUCAUUUACCGCCUGGUGCACAUGGAGAUCAAGAGUCAGUACCAGAAGACCGUGCAGCACCUACUCAGCAAGUUCAACAGGCCUCGGGAGUCGAACCAAUCGUUGGAUGCCCUGGACGCCAGAAGUCAUCCGGAGAACUUGGCCCGCGCAUCCGCUUGCUUUUGGCUCUACAAUCCGCUGACGGCUGUCAUAUCAACACGCGGCAGUGGCGACUGCUUCUCGAGCUUCUUCGUGAUCCUCACCAUCUAUCUGCUGCUGAAGUCGGAGCACGACGAGGUCCGGAGCCACUGGCUUAUAUUUGGCGCAGGCUUAGCUCACGGGCUGGUUAUCCACCUCCGACUGUAUCCGCUGCUGUUUAGUUUGGCUUACUAUCUGUCGCUGUCGACGCGCCUCACACAAACUCCUCUCGAUUUCCUGUGUCAAAUCCUGCGACCCAACAAGCAACAGUGGUGCCUGGUGAUCGGAACGCUUGUCAGCCUGGUGGCCUUCACCUGGACCUUCUACUCCAUGUACGGCUGGGAGUACAUAUACGAGGCCUACCUGUACCACUUCGUGCGCAAGGACCCGCGUCACAACUUUUCACUGCAGUUCCUUCUGCAAUACUUGGGCAGUGCAACGAGCGUGCCGGAACCGUCGGUGAUGCUGAAGCUCCUAGUACUGGCUCCGCAGUUCCUGCUUAUCCUCUACUUGAGUCUGAGCUUUGGUCAGUUCCGGCAGACUCUACCAUUCUGCAUCUUCGCAGUGGCCUUCGUCAUCGUCACCUAUAACUCGGUGGUAACCUCGCAGUACUUUAUCUGGUACUUGGCCCUCCUUCCGCUCUGUUUGAACAACUUCAAGCUGCUGUCGUGGCGAAGGUGCUUCACUCUCCUGUUCCUCUGGCUGCUCGCCCAGGCGCUGUGGCUACUGCCCGCCUAUUUGCUGGAGUUCCGGACGUGGAACACCUUUUACUGGAUUGGACUGCAGGGUGCCGUGUUCUUCGCCACCAAUGGCUACAUAUUGGAGCAGUUGUUGAGUCACUAUGGGUUCACCCAAUUUAAGAUAAGCUACAGAAAGUUACUCUAAUCAAACAAUCCACUAUACUUCAAGUAUGUGCAUAGAAGCGAUUUAAUACAAAAGAAAACAAUAUCACAAUUUACACUUAUGAAAUAUUAAAAUCAAAAGUUUGUAUUUA